Molecule: messenger RNA, 2931 nt
Organism: Ustilaginoidea virens
Lineage: Eukaryota; Fungi; Ascomycota; Sordariomycetes; Hypocreales; Clavicipitaceae
Exons: 5
Coding region: 1-2931 (976 amino acids)
Biological process (GO): phosphatidylinositol phosphate biosynthetic process; phosphatidylinositol-mediated signaling
Cellular component (GO): membrane; cytoplasm
Molecular function (GO): 1-phosphatidylinositol 4-kinase activity
Source: RefSeq, a predicted model, not a curated record
AUGUCGUGGGAUCUGCUGCAGAGAUUUAUAGAGUCUGACGUCUUCAAUUCGAACCCGUUUCUGCCCGUCUCCUACCUCUCACGAUACGCCGAUCACGUGGGAAUUCAUUAUGUUCUGUGCCAGAAGCUGCGACAGUUUCCUUACGAGGACAUUGAGUUCUUUCUGCCCCAGCUGUGCCACCUCAUAAUCAGCGUCGACAAUGAGUCCAUGGCUUUAGAGGAGUUCCUCUUGGACCUCUGCGAAGAAUCAGUAACAGCGGCUUUGUUGACGUACCUUUACGACUUAUCUGCAAACCCGCACUCCGGCGCCUUCCAGACGUGUCGGAGAGUAUACAAUAAAGUCCAGCAUAUCGUAUUCGGUCUGGCGGACAGGGCGCGGAACGAGAAAAUACAGGACAAUGUGCUACCGGUCACUGUCCUGUCUAGCUUCGUCUUGGCCAGUGUCGCCUUGCCCAUGAUUCCGAAAUGGGCAGGACCUCUCGCCGUUGCGCAGGCAAGGAAGCCCCAGGCUGUUACCGAACCCACCCGUGAGACGGACGACAUGGCCAAGGCAAUAGCCACAGCGCAGACAGUGACGGGCGCGAGCCCAAGGCCCAAGAUCGUCAAGGAGGCCCGAAGCUCGCUGCUGGGGUCCGAGGGCGGCGCUCAAGGUCGCCAGUCGCAUAGGAGUCUGUCUCACUUGCCCAUGUCGGCACCAUCACCAAUGGUGAGAGACCUUGCUGACAGGAAACGACCCUCGGCGUUGGAGAUGAAGUCGCUGGAGGCUCGUCUGAGCUCAGCAUCCCUACCGCUGCCAUCGCCGAAGCCAACGAGCCGUCCUUCUACCCCGGUGUCGGCGGGUCUGGGGCUCCGAUCGGGCGAAGGCGGGAUUAUUAUUCACAGACGGCGUUCGCAUAACGGCAAGGCUGCUCUAAACCCUGCCGAUCUUUCUUCCGCCCAGAGAAUAAAGCUGUUGAGGCAGCACUACUUUCGAUCCCAGACGCAAUUCCUGACCGCACUCGAGGGCAUCUCGAACCGCCUAGUCAUCGUUCCCAAGCAAGCACGCAUGAGCGCCUUGCGCGCAGAGCUGGCCCUUGUCGCGCGGGAUCUGCCCGCCGAGAUUGAUGUUCCGGUGAUUUGCCCCCCGACGCUGGCGAAUGGAUCUCCUGGAAAGAGCCGCCACCACAGAAUAGUGCGGCUGAACCCUGCGGAAGCAACGGUGCUGAAUAGUGCGGAGAAGGUGCCGUACCUCAUGAUGGUCGAGGUGCUCCGAGAGGAUUUCACCUUUGACCCGGAUACCCCCGACAACCAACACGUCUUGACCAAGCUGCUGGACCCCACCAGCAGGUCGCGCAGGCUCUUUGAUCUGUCUUGGGAGACGCCAAAGCUUACGCCACCCACGCGCGCCUCCGAGCCCAUAGUUGACAGCGUCUUCGAGCCGACCUCGGGUGACUUGGGAAGUUCCCCCAUGCUCGUGUCGGACGAGGAGCUCUCCCUCCGGUCCGCGACAAGGUUCGGUCAGUCUUGCGGCUCAGUACGCCUAUCCAGCGGCAUAAGCAACCAGUCGUCGCUGGAAUCACCGUCGCCGCGGCCAACAUCGGGACAGUCCACGCCGAGCUCGAGCAGUCCCGGAACCAGACGCAAGAUGACGCUGACGUUGCCACGGAACGCUUCCUCGGCCGAUCAACCUGAUUUCUCGGCCUUGGCGACUCAUAUGCGGGCAGCGUCGCAAAUGCUGGCCCAACUGGACGCGACGAGCGGCAAGCGGCCGAAGCAUGAGGUUGCCGCCAUCCGAGCCAAGAUCAUCGCCAGCAUGCAAAGCCUGGAAGAAAAGAGCUUCGACAUGGACGAGCAAGGACCGACGUUCGAAACCAUCAUGGGCAAGACGAGCAUUAUAGCUGCAUCAGGAAGCAACCCGGAUUUGGAGGAGGACACUCCUAUCGACCCAGCAAUCAACGCCAGCGCGGGGAGAGAGCGGAUGGAGAACGAUUUCAAGACGGGAGGUGUGCAACGGCGAGGCGACCGGGACGACCCCAGCGCGGCCGUCUUUGGCGAGGCGUGGGAGGCCAAAAAGGAGCGAAUCCGCAAGUCGUCGCCCUACGGCUGGAUGAAGAACUGGGACCUGGUGAGCGUCAUCGUCAAGACUGGCGCCGACCUGAGGCAGGAAGCCUUUGCCUGCCAACUGAUUGGCGUGUGCCACAAGAUAUGGCUGGAUGCCGGCGUCAACGUCUGGGUCAAGCUGAUGCGCAUCCUGGUGACGGGAGAGUCGUCGGGGCUCAUUGAGACCAUCACCAACGGCGUGUCGCUGCAUUCGCUCAAGCGCAGCCUGACCCUGGCGUCGAUAGAAGCCGGGCAAAACCCGAGGCAGCGGAUCGCCACGCUCAAGGACCACUUCGUCAAGGCUUUCGGGCAGCCGGACAGCGAACCGUAUCGGGCCGGGGUGGACGCUUUCAAGCGGUCCCUGGCCGCGUACAGCAUCAUAUCAUACGUGCUGCAGCUCAAGGAUCGGCACAACGGUAACGUCCUUGUAGACAGCGAGGGCCACAUCAUCCACAUUGAUUUCGGCUUCAUGCUGUCCAACUCGCCGGGAUCAGUCGGGUUCGAGGCAGCUCCGUUCAAGCUCACGCACGAGUAUGUAAGCGUGCUCGGAGGGUUGAACUCGCCCGGCUACGACGACUACAAGACGUUGUGCAAGCAGGCUUUUCAGGCACUCCGUCGCUCGGCCGACAACAUCAUAGACUUGGUGGCCAUGAUGGGGAGGGACUCGAAGAUGCCGUGCUUCGCGGUCGGGGUGGCACAGGUGACGAGCGCUCUGAGGCAGCGGUUCCAGCUGCAUCUCAGCGCCGACGAGGCCGAGCAGUUUGUCGAGACGGAUCUGAUUGGGAAAUCCUUUGGAAGCUACUACACUCGCCUCUACGAUACCUUUCAGUACCGAACUCAAGGCAUCUAUUGA